AUGUCUAUUCCUACUGAACAGUUUUCGCAACUUGCUUUUUCCGAAGACAAUCCCCACCCACAGCCGCUGGAGGAGAUGCGGUUCGACGACACGCCCUUGGAGGAGAGGAAGAUCCUAGUCAGGGAUAUCGUUUCCUCGUUUGACGCCUACUCCCUGCCGGCAGAGUUCAAGCCCGACGUCUACGAGAGAAUAACCGAGGAGCAAGCCAGAAGAGCGCCCACUGAAUGGACCAUACGAGAUGACUUACAUGCUACUCUGAUGCAGUGGGGGUCCCACGACGAGACUGCGUGGACGCUGCUGCGUAGAAUUGCUCCCCGAGACCGGACUCUUGGGUUUGGACAAAAGUUGCGGAGACGAUUCAACGAGCAGUUCGCCCGGUAUGAUGACAAAGUGAACCAUCCACGUAGGAUGACAGCGGCAGAACUACGGACAGAGAUCACUGGGAUAUGCAGCCAGCUUCAAACCCUUGCUCGUGCUGCCACCGCCGAGGUGGGCCGACAUAACAUCACGAUGGUGUUGCUCGAAGCUUUGAGAAAGGUCUGUGACAGGGACGACGAGGUUGAACCUGCUCGACGCAGCGGACGCUUGUCAAUGGAAGGUGCCGCUGCUGGGGGUGCUGCUCCGGUGCCGACUCUUUACCGCAGCCUCAUCCAGGAUGUCUCGACGGAUUUCAUGCUCGAUGCCCUUGACAUUAUUGGGGAGAAGUGGCCAAGGUCGUUGACCACUCGCGAGGCCAGGGAACAAUUGUCAAGGAUCAACGCGAUCCUGCAGGACAAGGCUGCUCCACACGAUUACCAAACCAGGUUACAGGCUCUUCUUGCAGAGUAG
Cladophialophora immunda is the source of this 828-nucleotide messenger RNA. RefSeq lists its product as uncharacterized. Lineage: Eukaryota; Fungi; Ascomycota; Eurotiomycetes; Chaetothyriales; Herpotrichiellaceae. The record is from RefSeq and is a predicted model, not a curated record. Bases 1 to 828 code for a protein of 275 amino acids. The transcript has a single exon.